CGCGGGGCGGGCGCCAUGGCUGACGGCGGAGAGUCCGCGGUGGCCCCUCCGGGCUCUCCGGCUGCGGGGCGGCGGCCGGGCGGCUCCCCCGGCGGGGCGGAGGGCGCGGCGGCGGCCGUGGCGCGGCUGCCGCUGGGCGGCCCGGCCGGGGCGACGGGGAUGUCGCUGCCGCGGCUGGAGAAGCCGAUCAAGCAGGCCUUCUACAACACGGGCGCGCUGCUGUUCGCGGGGCUGUGCUGCGGGGCCGCCGUGCUGGUCUACUUCAUCCUGGAGGCCUUCCUGCGGCCGCUGCUGUGGGCCGUGCUGUGCGGCACCUUCCUGCACCCCUUCAAGAGCUCGCUGACGGCGCUGGGCCGCCGCUGGCUGAGCCGCCUGCAGCGCUCCCGCACGCCCGUGCUGCUGGCCGCGCUGCUGCUGCCCCUCUGCUUCGCCAACUACGGCGUGGAGGCGCUGGGCGAGCAGGUGCUGCGGCGGCGGCGGCUCCUGCUGCUGCUGGGCGCCGGCGGGCCGCUGCUUUACGGGCUGUACUGCUUGGGCAGCUCGCUGGGCGUGCAGGUGCUGCUGGCCCAGGCCGCCCGCCUCAUUUGCCAGGGGCUGGACUACUUCAGCAGCCAGUGGAUAUGGACGUUGGUAGUUGGUUACCUGUUGAUGGUUUCAUUCAAAUGGAACAUAAGCACUGAACGUUACCUGAAAGCAGUCUCAGUCCCUGUGUGGAUCAUGCUGCUCUUUCACUUAGCUUCUGUGGCAGGUUCCUGGAGAAUUCCUGUGUUCCUGGUUAUAGUUGUUCUGAUGACUGUAGGCAUGUUGCAUGAACAGCAGAAUGGAAAGGAGUCUUCUGGGGCAGAGCUUCCUGGACAGAUGAUUUCCAUUGCUGCUUCAACAAUUGCCAUGGCAAUUUCCGUGACAGAAGAUGAAUCCAGUAAUGAACGUUCCUCACAACCCUCAGGUGUGACAGAAGGUGAUCCACCUCCACAAGCUUCUUCAUCUUUCUCCUCCUCUGCGUCCUCUUCUGGGAACAGACAAAGACCUGAGAUUGGUUCUUUCCUUAAAAAAAAGAAAACUAGUGAUGUUUACUUCGUUACACUUGUGUGGGCAAUCGUCAUUGUCCAGAUCUGGCUAAACUUCUGGAUUGUGCAGUUAUUGCCAGUGCCUUUUGCAGUUUGGGCACUGAAAAAACUCGUGGUUCAUUUUGGAGUUUUGAAUUUCAUGGCAAACCAUUGCAAAAGUUGGUGGCAAUUUGUUGAAAACUUUGUGAAAGAACGUCAGGAAGCUCUUGCACCGCGUCCCAUCAGAGGGCUUGGGAGAGUCAUGCUGAAGCUUGACAGUAAGAUGAUCGUGUGGUUGGAGAAAAUGCUAGAUAAAAUAAUCAGCAUUUUCAUAAUAUUUUUGCUAGUGAUAGGAACCCUUCUCCUAGCCCUGCUCCUUACUGCAAAGGUACAUCAAGAGAGCGUUCACAUGAUUCAAGUCACGAGCAGCUUGAUCAAUGAGACAGUAGCCAGUCACCCAGAAUGGGCAAACUGGCUUCCAGAAGCCCAGGUUUUUCAGAAGGCGCUCAACUCAGCAGCAAAUAAUGUGUACCAAUAUGGCCGAGAAUGGAUAACACACAAGCUUCAUAAAAUUUUAGGAGAAAAAGUGAACAACACUGCUGUGAUUGAAAAACAAGUGCUAGAGCUUUGGGACAGGCUUUAUCAUUCUUGGUUUGUGAAGAAUGUAACACAUUCUGGAAGACACAAAGGACAUAAAUGGCACAUAAACCGUCAGAACAGCUGGCUUGGUGAUAUCCUGGACUGGCAAGAUGUUGCUUCAUUUGUUCAUGAUAACAUCGAAACAUUUCUUUCGAUUCUGGAGUCUCUGUGGAUAGUGAUGAGUCGGAAUGUGAGCCUCCUGUUUACUACAGUUACAACAUUAGUGACAAUCCUUUUCCAUAGUGGAACAGCUCUUCUCAAUUUUGUGCUUUCAGUGGUGAUUUUCCUGACCACGCUGUUCUACCUAUUGAGUUCUAGUGAUGAGUACUACAAACCAGUGAAGUGGGUGAUAAGCCUGACGCCUCUGUCUCAGCCAGGUCCUUCCUCAAAUAUAGUUGGCCAAUCUGUGGAGGAAGCAAUACGAGGUGUAUUUGAUGCUUCCCUCAAAAUGGCUGGGUUCUAUGGACUCUACACUUGGCUGACUCACACUAUAUUUGGGAUUAACAUAGUCUUCAUACCAUCUGCAUUAGCAGCAAUCCUUGGAGCGGUUCCAUUUCUGGGGACAUACUGGGCAGCCAUCCCUGCAGUCUUAGACUUGUGGCUUGUGCAAGGAGAGGGAUGCAAAGCCAUUUUGCUCUUGGUUUUUCACCUGUUGCCAACGUAUUUUGUAGAUACAGCAAUUUAUUCAGAUAUAUCAGGAGGUGGUCAUCCUUACCUGACAGGUCUUGCAGUAGCUGGCGGAGCGUAUUACCUGGGACUGGAAGGAGCCAUCAUAGGACCAAUUCUACUUUGUAUACUUGUGGUUGCCUCCAACAUAUAUAGUGCCAUGUUGGUUAGUCCAACAAAUUCAGUGCCCACUCCAUCACAAGCAACGUGUCCACUACAGAUUUACCGGUCAUCUAGAGAAAGUCCCGAGGAGACAAAAAUGGCUGCUGAAUGAUGAAGGAGCUAUGCUGCACCUGUUCAAGAUGAGAGAAUCACUUUGGUCUUUCUGAGUUCACAACAGCCAUGGCCUUCUGUCCCUUUGCAGCUCUGCUAGGGGCAGUUCACAGGGAUGCAUAGUUUGAGUGUUAGGAGACACCACUUCUCAAACGUCUGCUGGCCUUACAUUACUGUGCACUUUGCCUCUUCAAGAGAGAAUGUCUGCUUCCCAUGGCUUUGCAUACUAGCACACAGUUCCACAGCCACCUUUGUAGACCUUCUGUCUUCUUAAAAAGAAUGGCGAAGUGGACAGAUAUAUCCACUGGAGCUGUUACCUGCUGAAAUGACUUACUUGGCUUUUAUUUAUUGGGUUAUUUGUGUUAUUAAAUUGUAGUAUCUUUAAAGAAAGCUAAGUCCACAGUAUUUAUUUUCUGUUAAUUGUGAUGGCAACGGAGAUGUAAACCACUCAUUGUUAAACAAAGAUUGGAUACAAUUGUUUGCUGCUCCUUAAAGUAUUUCUUUAGAGGUUUUGACCAUCAUCUCUAACUCAUAAGAACAAAUAAAUGUUAUCCUUUUAUAUGCACUGAAAUUUAAUGUUGUUGAAGACAAGUAUUUCUGUAUCUUCCUGAAAUUAGUAGACGUACAAAUUGAGAAAUGUGAAUUUUCCUCAUUUAGAAAUAGGACUUGUUUAAACAGUUUAAAUCUUGCCCUUAUUUCUGGUGAAAUCUGAUGGUACUCUGAUGUCUAUUCGCUGUCCCAGUGGAGUCGUAAUAUCAACUAACUUUGAUUAAAGGCCUUCAAUAAUUUAGGGUAAUGUGCUGUUAUCACAUCUACUUCCAAUAAUAAGAAGAGCUUGAAUGGGAUUGUUUUGUAUCAGUUUUCAAAUGCUGUGACCAAGUUGCAUUUACUUUUCAAGCAAAUAUAAGUUUAUUUCAAAAGAGGAAAGGGAAAGAGUAGAGAUUUUGUUUUGUUGUAGGAUUGUUGGGUUUUUUUGUUUUGUUACUGCUUCUAUUUUUCUCCUUGUAAGCCUCUGGCCAAAUGUUUCAGUGAUUUAUGCAGAGUUCUUAAAUUCUUGAAAUGGUAUAUUGCCUAGAUCACAGAAAUAAACUACUUCAGUGUUUUUCUUUCAUAUGUAAUUCUGCUGAAAUUGCAAGUUUGUUGAUGUUUAAGGCCUUUUGUAUUGUUGGUUGAAAUAUUUUGACACAAUGGGUCUUUUAUACCUUUGUUUGCAAAGACAAAGCAUUUUUUGGUCAAACCUUCCACAAAUACAUUGAGGCCCUUCGUACAAAGUAGCAGUUGCGCAUGCUUAACCAAAGAAUCACCUUUCAAUUUCUAGUAACUUAUCUUGAAUUUCAGUUUGAUUGACAAGAUUUAUGCAGAAUACAGGCAUGCCUUGCAUCUACUGUUUACCAAAAUGCAACUGUUGAUACAGAACAUAAUACUCUAACUUACCUGCUGUGGUUUUACUGAUGAAAUGUUAUGCCAAAAUGCAGGGUUUCACGUGUGCUGGUUUGGGGCUUGCAAGCUUCUAGGUAUGUGUUUGCAGGACAGGCUUGGGCUUGAUUUAGUUGUUUGACUAGUGGUUUGGUGGUUCUUCAAAGUAUUGAAACAUCUUAUUUAACAUUUUGUAUUCUGAGAGACCUACACAGCAAUAUCAAGUAUGUGAAUGUGAGGAGUGUGUUUCUUGAAUUAUGUAACCAUCCCAUGUUUUAAUUUCCUUGGGUUUGUGGAUCACUUAAAUAAGACCCAUUUUUGUAAUUGUUGCUGGGUAAGGAGGAUGAUAACCUGAGGCUGCCCCUAAAUAUUCCUGCAGCAUUCUAACCAAUUUAAAUGAGACCACCAUGAUACUUGGGAAACUUCUUUAUUCUUCUUGUUAUUGUUCUGAAUUUUGCACUGAAAUAUUUUCUUCACAUUCUAGCUUCAUCUAAUCAGUAUUUAAAGAUUACUGGCAAGAAAGAUAGAUAUUUAAUGUAUUUCCAGUUUUCUGUUGCUUCUCUUUGCUCACUCGUCAAGACAUUUAAAUCAUCAACAUUUUUUAUCCCAGUUAUUUCUGAGACCAUCUUUUUGAAUCCUAAGGUAACAGUCAUUUUAGAGAGUCAUCAUAAAGCAUUCUUUUGUUUGCUUGCUUUUAAGUUUCCCUCUUCUCCCUCCCCCUUUGUAUGACUGCCUUGGAUCAAAGAAGGGUCUCUACUAUGAAGAUUAAAACUGUAUUUCAGACAGUUAUCUUCAAUAAUGAUAAAACAGAAUGGACAUUGCAAUUCUGAAAUGUUCCUUUCCCAGUUUGAAGAGAAAUCAUUUUGUAUGGAGAAUUAAAUUCUCACAUAGUCUGUUAGUUUGUCCUCUUUUGAAAUGAAUCUUCAUACUCGAUGCUUCCCGUUUCAAAUUCAACAAGGACUUGCCAAGGAGAACUUCCUGUAGUAUAGUCUUUCUCAGGAAAUACAGCUUAAGGGGCUUGUGCUAUGUGCCGUGUCUGACUGAGAAAUAAGUUUUGUGUCUUGGUGGUACAGCAACCGUAUGCUGCCAGAGAGAAAAGAAAAUGAAAAAACAAAAUCUCCAAUGAGACCUUCUUAGGAUAUGAAAUAUUCACUGAAUUCUGCCAUGUUUAAAAUAUAUAUAUAUGUGUAUAUUAGAAAGCGUACCUUAGCAUGAGAGUCUCUUUCUUGAUGCUUCUAGGUGAGAAUUUGAUGGUCUUUAGCUUUACUGUAAGCAGUCAUUCCAGGAGCAGGUACUUACUUGUAUUUGGUAUAUUUAGUAUUCAAUUUAGAACAAAAACAAUGAUUUAGAGUGCAGAAGGGAAUGCUUGUAGCAGUAAACCUAGAUGAUACUGUGUCAUGGUAUUGCAAAGUACGAUGAUAAUGUUUAUUAUCAUUCUCUACUAGCUAAUCACCCCCACUGCAAGUAAGCAUAGUGUUAAAGGGCUAGUGAUAAUUGCUUAACUGUUUUUGCACAGAGCCAAAGUUAGACCUUUUUCCUCCUUCCUUUACCUUAGCUGAAUGUUACUGUACUGCAGCAGCACUUGCAGAAGUUCAUGUGUGCCCAUUUACAGCCCAGCUUGUUAGCUUCAGGUCACUGUAGGUACUGGCUUAAUUGAACACAACGCAGCAAGUUGCAAAGGAUGGGAAUCUGGCACACGUUCAUUUUGCCAGCUGUACUACAAGACAGUGACUUUCAGCACUGUGCACUGAUUGCUGUGCACUGUGACCAGCUGGGAGCAGUAAUGGCUUAUUUUGAAACACUACUUUAAAAAAAAAACAUGAAAAAAACAAAAUUUAUUAUUAUAGUCAUGCACUAUGGAAUACAUACAUACAAUAUACACUUUUUAUAAAUUAAAUUGAUACCCAUGUGUCUAAUAAUUGAGAUAAGUGAUUUUACAUACACAGUAGUAUACAGGUUUGUUCCAACUAAGGUACCUUGAAGCUUGCCUGAUUUCAAUGAAUAUAUGGCUUUGUCUCAAGACUUUGGAGAGGGAGAUGUACUUUCUUGUAUUCCGUCAGUGGUUAUUGAAUCAGGAAAUCCAAAACCUGAAUAAAACACAAAAAAGAGCAUUGAUUGUGAAUGGAAGAUUGGGUGCUGUUUCCAGUAUUAAACGUUGUGGGUUAUCAAUGUAACUUCUGAAAUAGGCGUUUGGCUGUAAUGUUCAAUGUUUUUCAGAAAGCCUGAGUGUACAAAACCCCAGUACCCCUGUAAAAGCAGUAGCAGAACUGAUAAAUUACUAAUGCCAAGUACUGGUGGCAGAAUUCUGUACAGACUGUUGCCUUCCCUGUGGACCCAUACUAAGGAUGGGAAAACAGCAUUCUGCAGAGACUCUGUGGCUUUGCGUCAGUGGUAGAAGGUGCUUCCACAACUGCUUUUAUUUGGAUAGUGUGUUUCUGUUACAGCAGCUUAAUUUUCUCACUACACAUAGUGCUACCUUUAUGGAAAUCACCACUGGAAAUAGCCAGGCUUUCUUCAGGAGGUGCUGAAAGCUGUUGGAAUUGAAGUUAGCAUUCACCAGAUUUCAUAAUGGAGUUGGCAUUCUAGAAAUGCAGUGGUUUGCCUUGCAGUUUGCAACUUGGCAUGGAAAGGUUGGUUUUCCAAUUAAAUACUCCUCACUGAAACCUGGCAUCUCUUAACCAUAUGGACAGAUCAUCUUUAUAAGUUCCAUCUGGGCUUGUAUUUCAAGGGUUUUAUUACUAUUUCUUACUCUUUUGGUGAAGCAUUCUUCGGCAAAUCGUUUCCCUUCUUAUUUCUAGUUUACGCUACUACAAAACUAAAUUUACCUAAUAACAAACCUUAUGGAAGUUUGAUCUUUAACCUGUUGCUAUUUAUCUGUCCAUUUUAUUAAAAGCCCUUAAUACUUUACGAUAAAAAUCUCCAAAAUCGCUUUUAAAUGAGAAAAUUGGAAAUGUGAAAAAAAAUUGGAAUGUGGAAUAUGAGCUUGAUAUUUCGAAACCAGAAGCAGUGCCAGAAGGGCUGAUCAUAUUCAGGGAUUCCACAUGGGCUUUGAAAAUGUAUACAUUUAUAUGCACCGUUAUAUAAACAUGAGCAAUGUUUCUCAUAUUCAGACUUCAACUGAAAUUUUGUUCUUUUUUGGGGUGUCUUUUUUAAGAUAUCUGAGAACAAAAUAGUGCCUGUCUAUAGUGAAAACAAGCAUCAUUUUCUAGAAUUAAUGUUUACUUAAAGAAAGUUGGAUAGGAGCCAGGCAAAUACUGGUGGAUGGCUAGAACUGUUUUGCUGCAGUUGAUGUGAAGUUGGGAAAGACUGCUCUUCCAUCUGGUAAGCCAUUGCUAAGAGAUCACCGGCCCUGGAAGAAUUUGUGUACGUCUGUUAAAGAGCAGUCAAAGUUAAUAGGUCAUGAAAUAUAUUUUCUGAUCCCCAGCCUCUUAAACUCAUCUACACCUCAUCUGAUACCUCUUUUUGAAUCCAGUUUAGUACGUGAGUAUUACUUCAUGCUGUUUUGGGUUAGAUUCCCUGAAGGGCAUGCUUUGCAUGUCCAUACUGAGGUAGCAUGUCCAGUUCAGGAAGGAAUUGCUAGUUGGGAAGUAAAUGCAUCCUCACUGUGCUCUGCAUAUCAGUGAGCUCAGAAAAACAUAAUUGAUGUUUUAUUGAAUUAGAGAUUGUUUUUUGAAUAUAGCAUUAUAUAGCAAUUCCACAGCUAGGUUUGAGUCAGAAGCAGGGCAUAUUUGCUUGCAGCAGGAUGCAUUUGCUAGCUAGUAAAUGCAGCUUGAGUGCUCAAGCAUCUGCAUACCUAUCUGAAAUGUUUUCGACAUGAUGAUUUUAGAAUAAAAAUGCUGAUUUAUUUUCCUAGCCUCACUUCUUGCCUCUCGACUUUGAAUGAGAUCCUGAAGUCAGAGCAGCUUCUUGUGGUAUGUUGUGGAUUAAGUGCAAGAGGCGUCACAAAGCUAAAAAGUAGCCGCAGAGCAGAAUUUCAUUAAGCUUAAGAACUGUCAUCCAGACCAUGCUUUUGGAAAAACAUAAUCUGAAUUUUUUGGCUUCCUUUCUGCCAAUCUUAGCCACAGACAGAUGCUUUGUGAAGAAGUAUCAGUAAAAAAAACAACUUUGUGUUGUUCAUAACUUUCUGGCUGGGUAGUUCAGUGUUUCCAGUUUCCACUGCCAUUGCUGGUAUAUUCUGCAAGCAGACAAGUUGUUCACAUUGUUACCCUUAAGAAUAAAGUCUGUGUUUCAGUGAUGGCUGGAAAUAAAACUUUCUUUACUAAUACUGGAUGUUUACCUAUACAUUAGUUAACUAGUGUUUGAUGUUUUGGUCAGAAGAGUAGCAAAGUAUUGUUUUUUCUCUUUGGUAAAUUUCACCAAACCAAAUCCAAAGAAACUUUUGACCUUGCGUGCAAAGAGUGGCUAGAUCCUAUUACAAUCUAGAAGCAGAUCUGUUGUGUUACAGAGCACAGGUUGUUCUAAGAUGUGCAUUUCUAACCAGAACUUGUGGGGAUUUGGAGCAAUAACUUCUAUCUGUUGACUCAAAUUUGUCUGUAAAUGUACACGUGAUACAAUUUCAGAAUGGAACUAUGUUCAAGACUAGUGUUACCAUAGUUGGUUUUGGUACAGUGCCUGUUUUUGCAUGUAUAGUAUUGGAAAAAUAACCCCUUUGUCCAUUGGUGACAGAACAGAGAAUGUGGGUUAAGGUUGAGAAGUGCUUGUGUAGACUGCAGAGGUGUGUCAUUAAUUUUGACUGUGUGCACCGGUCCUCUUCCAAAUAAAGGUUUUUUAUGUAGCGGGUAUAAGAAGCUUUUAACUUAAUAUUGUGUUCACACUGCAGUCCUUUGUAAGCACAAAAUGUUUAAUAUAUUUUGAAAUAAAAUGCUAUUAAAGAAAA
Molecule: messenger RNA, 8916 nt
Organism: Numida meleagris (helmeted guineafowl)
Lineage: Eukaryota; Metazoa; Chordata; Aves; Galliformes; Numididae
Gene: TMEM245
Product: transmembrane protein 245
Exons: 17
Coding region: 16-2625 (869 amino acids)
Source: RefSeq, a predicted model, not a curated record